AUGCCGUUUCCUUUAAAAUCGAUUCUUAAACCUGCAAUCCCGGUAUCCCCGCUCCAAUCCAUUCCGACAUUCGAAGAAACGCGAAGAAAAACACCCGCGCGCAGCCCCCAACGACCGAGUAAUUAUACAGGCAAGAAUCUUCUUAUUGACUUUUCUACUCCACCCUCUGCCCCCGUCGUUGGGACUGAAAACCUGCCAAACCCUUAUGAUACAUUCAACCCUACCCCGGCCCGUAACGGGGGACAAUCGCGAUCUGAGCAAGAACGACAAAUAGCGGAAAGAGAGCGAGACGCGAGGGAGAAGCAUGAGCGCGCGAAACAGCUGGCACUCGAGCAGCGCGCCGCUCGAAGGAAAUCUAUGGAUCCUCCUUAUACUCCUGAUGAAGAAAACAAUGACCUCGAACAAUUCUCUCCGGCGGACCAGCGGCACCUACACCAACGGAGUCGGAGGCGCAGUUCCGGGAUUUCUCCAGAUGAGUUAGAUAAUAUCGACGACGCAUUUUCUUCAAGUCCAUUUAGUGGUGACUUAGAUGGUGACGAUACUGGUAUAGCCUCUUUAGCUCCCGACAAUGAUGAUGACAUUUCGGACUCAGACGUCGAUAAUGAAAGCACUGCAAUGAGUCUUGACAAUGCGACCGGCCGUUCAGUGGUAUCAACGCGUUCCGAUGGUUCCAACACUGACUCAAGCACUCGGCUUGAUCAAUCGUUGCGGCUAGCGGCGCGGAUUGCUGGGACAAACGGCAUUGAUUAUGAUGAAAAUGAAGAUUUAUCUGUAGCAUAUGCCAACCAUGAAAUCGCUGGCGCCUUUAAACCAUGGAUUAAGAGAGGGGCUGAUCGCUCGGAGCUUGAUGCUGAGGACUUGAGCUCGCGACUUGACCAAGAGAAUAUGAACCCCUUUCGUCAGUCAACGGGAUAUCCGCAAUCUCAACCUGGCGAGGACGACGUCGAGGAUGGUAUGGAUUUGACGAAACCGGUUGGAGGAAUCCUUUUACAGAAGGAAAAUAAGGAUUCUGAGUAUGGCUCUAAAAUCGGCCGACGGUUAUCUACCGCAAUAUCACAUACGGAUGAACAGACCAUGGAGUUUACGAAUGUGAUCGGCGGCAUUCAUAAGGACCUCUCGCCUUCAAAGGGCUUUUCUGGAGAUAGUGAUAUCGCAGAAGACGAGGAGAUGACCAUGGAAUUUACAUCGGUUGUUGGGGGCGUGCUUAAAAAGAAUAUUCCCCAGCAGGGGAUCUCAAUCACGAACGGGGAGCAGACAUAUGGAACUCAUGAACCGGAGAGCGACCCUCUUUACCCAGAUCUAACGGAAGUGGAUAUGGAUAUGACUGGGGCUGUGGGAGGCAUACUCCCUCCUAUCGAAGAGCAGACAGAGCCUCUCGAGGACGAAACUUUUGGAAUGGAAAUGACCAACGCAAUUGGCAAAAUUUUACCGUCUCUUCGGCCCACCGCAAGCGCUAGACGCAAUGAUGAUUUAGAACCAGAACCUGUUAGCUCGCCGUUUCAAGAAAACAUUAUGCCAUCUCCGCCGAAACCUACAACACCAUUGCGUGUUACAUCUGUGCCGUUCUAUGAUGGAAGCCCUAGCUUGUCGAACAUGCGGCUCAACCCAGGGAAAUCAAGAAGUUCAGGAGCUCACUUCUCUACAACCCCGACAAAAUCAGUUUCUGGCCAAAUAACACCAGUCAAAAGGGCUCCGUCGGUUCGGAAGUCCCCCCACUCCCUGAAAUCGGUAACGCCUACCACUCCUACAACCACUCCACCAUCGCGAAAGGCCCAUUUGUCUCCAAAAAAGAUAUCCAAACCGGAAUCCCAUCAACCCACGUUGACGCCGGGGUCUAUUUUUCAUCACAACAAGGAAAAGGGACAAUCCACCCCCACGAUCGUCUUCCAGGCCCGUAGACGAUCGCCCUCGGGAUUAGGCAUUGACAAAGAAGGCCUUGGAUCGCCUAUUGUGGCUGCUAUCUUGGACAGGAGACGAUCAAUCGGAGAAGAUGCACAAGAGUUUACCCCGAAAGCACAGAUAACACGAGGUGUUCGGUUCAACGAGCCGAGCGAGCUCAAAAGGGGCGGCAGUAAAGAAGAGCUACAAAAGUGCGACCAGCAUGGCACUCUAGGAACGGGUAGCCCAUCUACCGGGUGUGACGCUGGACAGAACAUCCGGGAUCUGAUAUCUAGCCUGACUCCAAAGAAGAACAAACUCAAAAGCCGCAAAAGUUUACACGUUGGAAGUGCCAAAGGCGUACUAGGAAAACGGCCCGUUGAACUUGACAUGGAAGAGGACGAAGAGGACACACCAAAGCGACUUAGGGCUAGAGAAUCUAGCCCUGUCAAAAAAAUCAAACUUCCAGCUCCUCCUUCCAAAGCGGAAACCGUAGGAAGAAUAUCUCGGUUUUCCCCCAAUAAGACAAGAGAGUCGCCCUUCCGGACCGUUGUAGCUACCCGUGAGCCAUCACAGUUUAAAGGAACUGAACUCGAAGCUUCGGCGAAUGCCCAACGCCAUGGUAUUACUCCUGAAGCUGAGAUCGUCGCCGAUGGAGAUUCGAAUCCUGCUGUGGUGGAGGCUAAACCUCUACAGUUAUCGGAGUUUCUCGAGAUGACAAAUAUUCAUUUCAUGGAGCUCACUACAACAAAGCGGCGGCACACCUUAGCUCCUGAUACCGACAAAAAGCAUAUCGUAGAUGACAAUGAUGAGGGGUCAAAAGACAUCAACCUUGAGGAUUGUGUUGCUGCCGGUUUUUGCACCAUUCCCAUGCUGGAGCUAUAUCAACACUCUUGUCGCGAGCUUAAAUCAUAUAUCUCUGAAGGUCGACGAAUAAUUCGUUCGAUCGAAGCUGAAACUUAUGCUGAAAACCCUCCCCUCUUCCAAGAAUAUGUUACCGCGCCGCCUGAUAUCCGUCUGUUAAUGGAUAAUCAGUUCCGCAACGUCAAAGCUCACGCCAGGCUUUUAAGUAAAUCUAUGUGGUAUGAAUGGCGCAUGAAGCUUCUUGAGGGUUUAAAACAAGGCUUAAAUCGUCACGUUGAGGAGAUGAAUCAAGACGCCGAAGUGCUAUCGAAGAAAGAGAUAUUGUUGGAUAACAUUGUGCCUGAGCUGAUUGAGAAACAGGCGAGGCUACAAAUUGACGCACAUAAUCUUCAGAAAGCAGUAGAGGAGAUGGAAAACUGCGAUCAAGAACAACUGAAGCAGGCCAGAGAGAAACUAAAGACCAUGGAACUCGAAAUAACUCAACGGAAAAGGGAUUUGCAUGAAGCACAAUCAAAUUUAGAGAAGAGUUCUGAUAUCAUCGAGAAGGGGACAAAGCAACGGAUGCAAUUACUGAAGGAAAUUCAAGAAGCAGACCACAUUCUAGAAGAACGCCGGGGGUGGAGUGUAAAGGAAGUUUAUAAUCUGAAAGCUGCUGCCCAAGACCUGGAGAGAAGCUCUGGCUGGACGAUUAUAUCCGUAAAUCCAACCCCUGAUUCGAAAGACGGCGCAACGCUCUCUAUGCGAUAUGGCGACGAGCUUAAACUUGACUUCCACCCAGAAGCAUUUCACUUCCAAUCAACUUCUAACUCAGCCAAGGGUCGACAGUCGAAAAAUAUGCCUGUCAUGCUUUGUUACUCACCACAAUCCAGCCGAGCAGCCACCGCGGGCGAUGUUGGUCUAACCGCUGAGAUGGCACUGAUGCUUCAUGCUCUCCGUAUGCGUAUAUCCCAUCUUACCCAAUCAUCCAUGUCUCCCAAAGCAUUUCUCUCUGGUAUCUCCCGAACAUGGAGUACGGCCUCUUCCAUGCGAAACGAGAUCUGCAUGCUUGGAUACUGUGGCGUUACUAAAUCCAAGACCGUUGAAGCCAACCCUGGGGAGCCGGCAUUGCUCAAAGUUCGAUGUAUCCUUCUCGGCUACAGAACAGAAACGAAACGCCACAAGAAAUCUCCAUUGGCACCCAUAGUUCCGGUUGGGGGCAAAUGCAAAGCCAGGAUCGAUGUUGACUUUACUAUCAAGCCCCGCCCCGUGCUCGCGAAAAGCGAAAUUGAAGGGCACGAGGUGGAGGUUGACGUGGACGUUGAUGUGUCUGCGGGUAAAAUUUACGGUUUCUCAAAGAGUGAUGACGAGUUAGACAUGUCUGAGGAGCGAAUUGGUGAGUUUCUUACACAGUUGGUUCAGCGGCAGGAUGGGAAAGGGAAAGCAUUUGGAAAAGGUCUAUGGAGGGAUGCUGUAAAGGAAUUGGAAAGGAAGGUGUUUUGUUAA
Messenger RNA from Uncinocarpus reesii 1704, 4224 nucleotides. RefSeq lists its product as uncharacterized. The coding region runs from base 1 to 4224 and encodes 1407 amino acids. NCBI's taxonomy places the organism in Eukaryota, Fungi, Ascomycota, Eurotiomycetes, Onygenales, Onygenaceae. The record is from RefSeq and is a predicted model, not a curated record. The transcript has 4 exons. Gene Ontology annotation, biological process: mitotic sister chromatid biorientation; mitotic spindle assembly checkpoint signaling; protein localization to kinetochore.